Rotaria sp. Silwood2 is the source of this 2031-nucleotide messenger RNA. NCBI's taxonomy places the organism in Eukaryota, Metazoa, Rotifera, Eurotatoria, Philodinida, Philodinidae. The record is from the annotation of a GenBank genome assembly.
AUGGUACUUAAAUUACCUCCACUUGAAUUUACAGAAGCACUUACUGAUUCACCAGAAUUUCGUGAAAAAUUACGACAACAUGAAAAUGAACUUGAAAAUACAUCAAAUGCAAUAAAAACAUUAAUUAAAAAAUUAAACGAAGUUAUGGUUGCUAAUAAAACUUUAUCAAAAGCAUCAAGAAGUGUUGCUGAAACAUUAAAAAGUUUUAAAUUUUUUGUUGUUGGAAGUAAACAAACAGAUGAAGAACGAGAUAUAGAAUCAUCUCUCUCAUAUAUGGGUGAAGUAUUACAUCGAAUUGAAGAAGCAAGAGAUGCACUUAGUGCUUCAUCGGAAACAUAUUUAAAAAAAUUAGAUGAAUUUCGAAAAACAACAAUUGGAAAAGCAAAAAAUAAAAAGAAAGAAUUUGAUAAAACAACUCAACGUUAUUGUGCUUUAAUAGAAAAUAAUAUGAAAAUACCAACAAAACGAUCAGAUCUAUUUCAAGAAGCUGAUGCGAAUCUUUUAGUUCAAACAAAAAAAUUUCGUGAAGAAACACUUGAUUAUGUUUUUUUAUUACAACAAGUUCAAGAAAGGAAAAAAUUUGAUUUUGUUGAAACAUUUUUGGCUUUAAUGCUUAAUUUUCUAUCAUUUUAUCAUGCAGGUCAAGAAAUUUAUAAAGAAUUUGAUUUUUUUAUAAAAUUUUUACAUCAUCGUGUAUUAAAAUUUCGUGAAAAUUUUGAUUGUUUUCAACGUGAAGGUGAAGAUUUAAAAUGGAAAAUGUUAAUGCGACCGGAAGAUCAUUUACUUCGAAAUCAAGAAUAUAAUCGUGAAGGUUAUUUAUUUCUUGUUGAAAGAAAUAAAAUUAUUGGUACAACAGCUUUAACAAAAUAUUAUUGUCAAUAUAGAAAAGAUAUUAGUCUAUUGAGAAUGAUUAAUUUUACACAAACGAGUACAAAACAGUUAAGUCCAUAUGAUGUAUUUGUACGUAAUUGUCAGAUUCAUCUCGCCGAUGAAAAACUUGAUAAACGUUUUAUGUUUGAUAUACAAGCUAUUGAAAAAGGUGCAUCAUCAGAUAAAAUGAUUGUCUUUACGUUUCAAGGAAUGACGGAAGAAGAUCUGGAAGGAUGGGUAUCAGUUAUGGGAGGACAAAUAAAUGUAUCUAAACCACAAAUAUCAUCAAAAACUGAAAUGCAAAAUGAAUUAGAUGAAACUGGACUAGAUUUUAUAAAAAAAUGUAUUCGAAUAAUUGAACGUCGAGGUUUACAUGAACAAGGUUUAUAUCGUAUUGUUGGUAUGCAAUCAAAAGUAAAUUCAGUUGUAGCACAACAUUUUGAUUCACAUAAAACAAAUGCACAAAAAUUAUCAACACCUGUUGAUGAAGAUAUGGAAUUAAAAACAGUUUGUUCAGCACUUAAACUUUAUUUAAGAACAUUAAAAGAACCUGUAUUUACAUUUAAAUUACAUAAUCGAUUUAUUGAAGCAGCAAUGAUUGAUGAUAAAGCUGAUCGUAUUCGAACAUUACAUAGUUUAUUAAAAGAAUUACCUAAACCAAAUUAUGAACUUUUACAUAUUCUUAUGGCACAUUUAAAUAAAGUAUCAAAAUUUCAUGAAAAAAAUUUAAUGACACCUGUUAAUUUGGGUGUUUGUUUUGGUCCAUCAUUACUUCGACCUGAAGUUGAAACUGUUUCAUCAAUAUAUGAUAUUAAAUUUCGUAAUGCUAUUGUUGAAUUAAUUAUAAUACAUUAUGAAAAAAUGUUUAAAUCAAAACUUGAUCAUAAAGAUAUUGAAGAAAUGGUUCAUACAAAUGAAAAUGGUGAAAAUGCUGUUAAUCUUGGUACUUCUUUAUCAUCAUUAGCUUCAAUUUCAAGACGACCACCACCAACAACAAGUAUCAUAACUGAAACAACAGGUGAUACACGUCGACAAGGUUUAUGUAAUCAAGAUUUUGGUUUAAGUGUUACGAAUAAAAAUGUAUACACACCAACGUCAGAAGAUAUAACUAGAAAAGAUUGUAAGUUAUUAUUGAUUAAAUUUCGAAUUCAAAAAAAUUAA